Anopheles coluzzii is the source of this 3917-nucleotide messenger RNA. RefSeq lists its product as uncharacterized. NCBI's taxonomy places the organism in Eukaryota, Metazoa, Arthropoda, Insecta, Diptera, Culicidae. The coding region runs from base 392 to 3322 and encodes 976 amino acids. The transcript has 11 exons. The record is from RefSeq and is a predicted model, not a curated record. Gene Ontology annotation, molecular function: protein binding. Gene Ontology annotation, cellular component: plasma membrane.
ACGUCUUUCGUCGGCACGGUACCAGUCGACUGCAGUCGUUCGUCGUCUUUCGCCCGUUACGGUCACUCGUCACUGGGCAGCGAGUUGAAGCGGGUUUCCCCCCAUUUCGCGGGUGCGUGCGUUGGUACAGCUUCGCGUGUUUCUUGCCACUCGUACGCUAACGGUUUGCAAUUGGUCGCAGCCAAAGAAAGGUGCGAGUGUGUGUCGAGUGUGCGAUAAAAAGUGUUUAGUGAAGAAAGUGAAACAAGCAGCGCUAACGGCGCCAGAAACAGUGCAGCUUGUCUACGGAAGGAAGGCAGCGUGGUAGCAAACAGUGACUACCAAUAAAUACUUCCCAAAAUAAAACACACGUAAAUAACAAAUCAAACAGUAGCAAAAACAAGCUGAAACAAUGGUGAACAAACAAUACAAUGUGCAUAAUCCCAAGCUGCACAAAUCGAAGCUGCCCGGUGGGUCCGGAAGUGGCAGCAGUGGCCACAGCUCCCCAUCCCCGUUGCGCAGUAGCUAUCCGGUCAUUUCCACGCGACCGGCGGGGGCCUCCGACGAGGACGGCUUUUCCGUGGAAAGCGACAGCAACAAUCUGUCCGACCAUCAGUCGGCAUCGAGCGGGGGCGGUGCAAGCGGGUAUGGUGUGGGCCAUCCACGACAGCUGCCGCCACCACCACCACCACCGACCCAUCGGCAUCGAGGCACGCAAAGUACGCAGCCUCAUCAUCAGCAGCAGCAGCAGCCGCAGCAACCGCAGAACAAUUUAAAUAUAAGCCGCCGUUCGGCCUCUGCCGAGCCGGUGCACGGACAGGAGGAGGUGAAUGGUGACGAUGGACUUUACGGUCGUAACAUUCAGUUCUACAGCGAGGGCCGCGGGAUCGGUGAGACCGAUGCGGUGGGUGAAAGUGGACACACCGGGCGGUUCGGUCACGGACAUGGCGGCAAGGAGCUAACGAUCAGCGACAUUGGGCGAUUCCAGUACAUACUGCAGAUGGAUCGAGAAGUGGGUACUCCUUAUAGCGGAUACACAGCAGCCUCCACAGAUUGCGCCAACACGCUACCCUCAUCACCCUCACCCACCUCCCUCGGUAGCAUCCAUAACCGGCAGAGCUUCAACUUCUGGAAGGCCGGCUCACAGACGCCCCUGUCCGCAUCGUCCUCCAGCAGUUCAUUCUUUCGACCAACCCAGCGCUGCCUGCUGUACAAGAUACUCAAAGUGAUCUGGCGCUACAUAAAGUGGCCCCUUGGGUUGCUGAUGAUAUGUGGUUUACUUGGGCUCGUCGUAUACUUCCUGGUUGUUGAUCAUGAUAUUAUGAGCAGCGGACUGCUCGGCGAGGAUGGCUACGAGGUGGACGAGAAUUUAUCAAUUGAUUUUAACGAUUUCACAAGCACAAACGAUCUCCACUUCGAUCAUCGCUUCACCGGAAGUAUUGCAAAGGAAUCUAAGCCCAAGGACGCGCAAGGACCGGGCCGAACGGUGGACACAAAGUUUUCAUUCGGUUUGGACAACGAUCUGCUGGCCGUGUUCGGUACAAAUGGCAAGAAACCAACGUAUGACUGGCCUACGACAGCAUCGACGACCACCGGACUAUCGGGCACGGAGCGUCAGCGUACGGAGAGCGCAAGCGAAGAGUUACCGGCGCUGGUAGUGAAAGUGACAGACGCUCCAAUUCGUAAGACCAGCACGAUCUCGCUCAAGGAUUACACCAAGGCACGAGUGGUGUUCGACGAUGAAGAUUUCCUCGACGCGGACGAUGGUCAAAGUCGUACGCAAUCGGCACCAGCGCAUCCGGAAGGCACGACCAGAGCGUACGAACUGGGCCAUUCUACCGAUUCAGCACUGCCAGCGACUCAGGUGGGGCUCCGGGACAGCCCGGCACGAGGGACGGAGGUGCGGGGAUUCACCUCCGGCCAUCAGAACAAUUUUGGCGUCCCAAUCGAGGAGGACGAGCGCCUGUUGCGCAAGCUGAACGACCAGCUGAUGCAACUGGAGCACCUGAGAGAAAAAAAUGUGACCGUUCCAUCAGCUACCACAGACUCGAGCCUGUACAGGACGAAGGUAUCUCCAACGUUACCAAUUUUAUCCCGCUUUGAGAUCACUACCGAGGGGUUGAAGCGGUUCAACAUAUCCGAAGAAGGAAUUUGUCAAUCUACAUCAUUGCCCCUUUGUCGAGGCGUUCUACCGUAUGACCUUACGGUCUCGAACAAUCGGCAGCUUUCGCCGCUGGAGUAUGAUCAUUUCCAGUAUCUGAUCAAUUCCAAAUGCUCGGUGCGUGUGGCAGAAUUUGUGUGCCUUGUGUUGGAACCGGAAUGUCGUCCAACGCGCAUGGGCACGCUCACGCCGUGCAAACGAAUUUGCAAAUCCAUUCUUGAGCCGUGUGCACAUAUAAUUGCCAGCUCGGAGGCAUUAACAGCGACUUUCGAUUGUGACAGUUACCCGGAUUCGGACGAUCGGAACGUUUGUGAGGAUCCAACACGGCUGGGGCAUUGCUAUGCCAACGAGUUCCGGUGUGCCGAUUCUAGCUGUAUACCGCUACAAUGGAAAUGCGACAACAUCAAAGACUGCCACGGAGGAGAGGAUGAAUCGGAUUGUAAACAAUGUGAGCGGGACGAGUAUCGAUGCAUGUCAAACGACAAAUGCAUUCCAGAUAAGUGGCGCUGCGAUCAGUACGAAGAUUGCCCGGACGCAUCGGAUGAGCUGGACUGCUACUACGACGAACCGACGACAUACCCUACGGCCUACGGCAGCCAGCGGGAGUAUCCAUUUGUGCAAGUACAGGUUCCCAACAGUCCGAACGGUCGGCCUUACAUUACGAUCACCAACGAAGACCGUUCACAGGCAGAGCGACAUCGAACCUCCCAAGAAGCUGGUUCUGCUGGUGCCCGCGAGUACGCCAACUAUGGUACUUCGGAGGAAGAUGAAGCAGGAGACAAGUAUGAGCCAACUGCUGCCGAAAAUGCUCCCUUCGUAAAUCGACACCGAAAUCAAACAGACGCUGGCAAUGGAACAGUGGAACAGACUACCACAGUUCGAUCGAGCGAAAAACCGGUUGAAGAUCAAACCGAGGCCGAAACGAGUCGGACAGUAUCGAUACCGAAAUCUUUAGUGAACUUCCAAGACAGUAAGGAAAUUAUGAUGACGUCUGACUCGGAGAAUGAUUUCAAGAUCAGCAGUACCAGUAGAGAUUUUUUAACGACCGCCCAUGUGUCUCCUUGUCCAGAGGGUGAGUUGCGCUGCGUUAGUGGAAUCUGUAUAUCCAUCAGUCAACUAUGUGAUCGGGUCACUGAUUGUGCCGAUGGAGCUGACGAGACGGGAUGCAACUACAAAGAAUAGGAAACAAAAGGAAUAAGCUGGCAAACAAACAAAGGUGGAAAAAAUAGGGGCACCGAUCGCUAGGGAUUGGUUAUUGGUUUCUUUUAACGACUCAUUGAUAUCAUCGUGCAUACACGGUUUUUUGAAUUUUUAUAUUGUUGAUUCGUAUUAAAAGAUCCUACAGUAGCACCAAUCGAAUCUCAAGAUCGCAAAUAUUCAUCUUGGAGUUGGUGCAUCUUGCACCGAUGAUUAGAAGAGUUUAGUUAAACCAUCAGUAAAAAGGUAUUAAUAUUCAUUUUUUGGAGUAAACUCUUGUUCAUAUUUCUAUCAUCUUGUGAAAAGGAACAUUAUACCCUGACAUCGUAGUAGAUUGCUAUCCGUGCUUCACCAUUAUAGUGUAGGAUUGUUUUUAUCAUAGCUAAGUAAAAGCGUUUCAUUCAUCGACGAUCGUUGUAAAUCUCAUAAUGCAGCGAAAUAAGAAACGUUACAUUACCACACUCUAUCCGCGCUUUGUACAUAGAGAAGGCACUUCGAAGCUCAUUUCAUUCACCACUAUUAAAUAUCUUUUGUAAAUGUUUUAUCUCUAAACCAAGUGAAUAAAAGAUGUUAAAAAUAA